Messenger RNA from Sander lucioperca (pikeperch), 10467 nucleotides. It is a transcript of the gene map4l, whose product is annotated as microtubule associated protein 4 like. The transcript is spliced from 17 exons. Gene Ontology annotation, cellular component: neuron projection. Bases 197 to 3562 code for a protein of 1121 amino acids. Gene Ontology annotation, molecular function: microtubule binding. Gene Ontology annotation, biological process: microtubule cytoskeleton organization; neuron projection development. Lineage: Eukaryota; Metazoa; Chordata; Actinopteri; Perciformes; Percidae. The record is from RefSeq and is a predicted model, not a curated record.
UGGCUGAGCCCGUUGGGAAGGGGGCGGGGCUUGUUUCUGAGUCCUGGCACCAGUCUGCUCUGCAAGCAGCGAAAGGUGGAGAGAUUUUCCCCCCUCUCACACUCUGACUGUCACACACACAUACACACACAAACACCUAUACACACAUACGCGCGACCUGUGACUGAAACGGGACACAUCGAAACGUAACAGGACUAUGGACCUGAGCCUGCGAGAUGCUCUGGGUGGGGGUGGAGGUGGGGUCCCAGGUGGGGCCCCUGCUGAGGCCAUGCUGAAGAGAGACUUUGUGGCCUCACUGGAGAAAGAGAGCUAUGAUGACAAGGUGGGAGAGACAGUCUCCAAGAGCGACUACCGGCCCUUACUGGAUGGAAAGGACACCAAGAGCGGUCCAGGGAUGAUGUCAUCCAUGAUGUCAUCAGGGGGACGCCAAGACCCACCAGGACAGUCUGCCUUCAGCUCUGACUACCUGUCCGGUCCUAUGAUGGGUGGGAGGACAGAUCAAUGGAGCAAGACAAAGGACCAAAGCACGCCUGACUCAUUUCUAGGCGUUUCUCAGUCUGGGAUGGGAGGGACCACGGGGUCCAGCCUGCCACCGUUCCAGACCAGUAUGAGCUCCACUGUCGGCCAGACUGGGAUGGGUUCAGCUAUGGACACCCAGAAGAGUUCGGGCCUAUUUGGUGUGGAAAACAAAACCACCAGUAACACCAGUGGAAGCAAUCUGUUUUCUUCUGGUGGCCCAGGAAUCCACUCUAUGGAUCACUCUGCAGCUCCCAUCCUCUCUCCCAGCAGCUCAAUGGAUGACAGCAGUCUCACUUCCUCCGCCUCCGAACCCCUCAGCCCUGAGAGAGUGGGGCCGGGGGGCGAGGCUGCCAAGCAGCAGCAGAGACGGCGAAAGAAGAAGAGGAAGGGCCACGACCAGGUCUACGACUUCUUGGAUAGCCAGGAGAAUAACGUUGGCCAAUCAGACAAGCAUAAGGACGGACUGGAGGAGGAUGAAGACGGGGAGGAGAACUGGGAGUGGGAGAUCAGAGAGAGUGGAGGAGGGGGUAGAGUGAAAGGCAGGAAAACUAAGAGUCGGGCAAGACUUCCAGAGGAAUGGGGAGUGCAGCAGCCCAUCUCUCCCACCCUGGCUACAGUCACUCCUACCUGGGCUACAACUGCCAACUCUGGUCCUUCUGACUCCAAAGCUCCAGACUCCUACCACAGCCCUGUUUUGCCCUCUGCCCCUACACAAAUACCCACAAGUUUCAUUAACCGUUCCCAUGCUAACCUCGCAACAGAUUCAUCUCCACGCUCUUACGAGCCGAUGUGUGUAGACGAUUUCCCUCUGUCUGCUGAAGAUGGUCAAAAACACAAUGAAGAGAAAGUUUCGCCCAGCAAACCUGAACCUAACAGCACAGCUGCUAGUGUUGCCAACAACAGUAGUUUAGGUGAAGAUGUUAGUGGUAGUCUAGCAUUGUUGACAGGGGACAAUCUGAGCCCAGUCUCCCAGACCUUCUCUUUCCUGGAUUCAGUCCUCCAGACCCCUCCAGGCUCCACUCCUGACUCACAGUCCACCACCCCUAUCACUAACACCCCCUCCCUUUCUACGGCUCCCCUGACAAAGUCCACUCCAACAGAAAUCGGCAUCCUUGCUUCACAAGCCACUUCAGUUUUCAACCCUUCCAAAAGCACUCCAGACCUUCCUCCUACUUCCGCUUUGUCCACCAACCCAUCACCGUUAGCUGCCGCAGACACACACCCUCCAAUAACUGCAGUCGGAUCAUCCCUCAACGUCGAUGCCAAGCCUUUCGUCCCCUCGGCCACACUCGUAUCCUCCACAGCCACACCCAGUACGACUGCACCUUCUCCGGCUGUUAGUACAGCAGCCGCCGCCACGCCCCUUAGUUCCUCAGCUUCUCCCUGUAAGAAUGAAGCCACUCCCACAUCAUCAUCAGACACUCCCCCAAAAGGUGUAGCCACGACCUUUAGCUCAGCAACAGCCACUCCCUCUCCAUCCAUCACCCCCGCAGCCCCUCCUUCUCUCCCUGCACACUCAGAGCACCAGGAGUCCUCGUCGCCACAGCUCCCCCCACUGGAAGUGAAAUCUGACAACAAGGACAAGCAGGAGAAGACAGACAAGUUUGACACCUUUGAUAAGAAAGAGAAAGACGAUCAGCAGAAGAAGGACACUGGUCCGGACAAGAACCAGAAGUCUGAGAAGAUCCUCAAAGAUGAGGACAAGAUGGAGAAGAUGAACGCGGAGAAAAACAACGAGAAGGCCAACGAGAAGGCAGAGAAGGUGGACAAGCCGGAGAAGACCAACAAAGACGAGAAGAAGGAAGAGGAGAAGAAGCUGGCCGAGAAGGGAGGGAAAGGGACAGCCAAGUCUCCAACAGGCAACAGCAGCAAGACCCUGCCCAGCCCUGACAGCAAGAGCAAGCCUGACGUGGGUUCAACUAAACCAAACUCCGCUAAAUCCCGCCCAUCCACCCUCUCCACCAAUGGCGAGGCCAAACGCCCUUCCCCCACCACAGCCUCAGCCAAUAAAAAAAGCCCUGUACCCAAGGCGGCCACACCCACUGCCGCCAAGCGGCCGCCAAACGCAGCUGGCUCCGCUAAGGCUGCCAAGACUCCAGAAAAUGAGAAACGCCCACCUGUGCCAAAGGCCACGCCCACACCCCGUGCGACUGCCAGUAAGAAUGGCUCCUCUGCAACUGCUGCAAGUAACCCUGCUGCGAGCAAGAAUGACAAGACUGAGAACAAGACAGGCGAGGCCAAGAAACCCAAGACUACAGCCCGUCCUCGCCAAGCCUCCACCACUACUCCUGCUGCCUCCACUAACGGUGAAUCCUCUCACCGCCGCCGUGUCAUCACUAAACCCCCCGUGCCCAAGCAGACCCCAAUGGAGAAGAAGCCGGCGGUGCCGCGUGCUCCUCGAACCCCCCGGCCCAUCAACGCUCCAACACCUGACCUGAAGAACGUCCGCUCCAAGAUCGGAUCCAUUGACAACAUCAAGUACCAGCCUGGUGGAGGAAAGGUCUCCUCCACCCCGAACAACAAGGCGUCGGACCCCUCCACCCCUGCCGCCAAGGCCAGAGUUCAGAUAGUGCACAAAAAGCUGGACUUCAGCCAUAUCACGUCUCGCUGUGGCUCCAAGGACAAUAUCAAACAUGUCCCUGGAGGUGGCAAAGUCCAGAUCCUGCAUAAGAAGGUUGAUCUGAGCAAGGUGACGUCCAAAUGUGGGUCAAAGGACAACAUCAAAUAUAAGCCAGGUGGAGGUGAUGUGAAGAUUGAGACCCAUAAGCAAAACAUUAAGACUAAGUCUAAGAUUGGAUCCAUGGACAACGUGGGGCCAGGCAACGAACAGACCAACGGACACAAGCUACAGGAGGAGAAAACAGAGAAGACAUCUUCACCCCCAAGUGGCGCUCCGACAACUGGAUCAGCAGGUGUUGCUAAGGCAACAGCACCAGGAGGUGUUGCUAAGGAGAAUGGGGUGAAGGAGCCCACACCUUCUCCUUUCGGGGGAGACGGACUGAGGGAGCAUAGCAUAGACAAACGCAUCACUGAGACAAAUUGAGUCCCAGUGACCUGUAGAUUUUGGUGGGACACGUAUGGCGCUCGCCGACCUGCCAAUCAACCGAACAACCAACCUACCACGGCGCAGUCACUUCCCUUUGGCCCCGCCCUUCAUCUCGCCCACCGCAGCACCGAACCGACCGAUCGCCUCUCAGUGUUUCUCUGGGGUCUGCCUGCCAGCUUCCUGCUACCAACCCUGACCUUUAACCUCUCAACGGAUAAACCUUUGGCCCUGCCUACCACAGAGAACAGCACCUGCUGUUUGUCUGUGUUUCUGUGUGCGGAGUUCCACCAGCUCCUCGACUGAUAAAAUUCCCUUGUAAACACUAAUUUAGAGGACUUCAACCUCAAACCCCAAAUUUAACAACACCAACGCAAUAAACCCUCUAUUGUAGUCAAUGCUGUAUGGAAGUAUACUGAGCAUAGCCAGUUUUAAAAUAUUUUGCACAUAUAAGUCUAAUUACUGUUUUAACACGUGUUCUUAUAGUGCAAACACCCUGCCUCAGAACUCAGUCUAAUUUAUGGUCGCUCCUACAGGCCUUCACGAUUCAAAACCACUUUGAUCUUCGACUCUUGCUAGCAGACCUAUGCUAAUGCUACUAUUUUGCCCACCUCCAUUCCCAGUCCUUGUCCACCUAGCCCCAGACCACACUAACCAGCCGAGGGCCUGCUACCAGUCAGCAGCAGGGAAAAGUCUGCUUUAAAUCAACACGUUCCAGCCUCCCAGCCAGCCAGCGGUUAUUUCCGUAUCAGCAGCACUGCACAUUCUCUCGUUAUAGGUACUUCUACAGCUCACUCAUCAAAUUAUCUCCCAUUACAUCUCUCUGUAUCAUUGCACCAGUUUGUCUCACCCAAAUGUAUUACAAUAAUGCUUCUUUAUCUCUGGACUAUUGAUAUCAUUAUGCUCACCAUUAGCAGUGAUCGGUGCAGAGGAUAUGGGCUUAUGUAGAGGAGAGAGGAUGCACGUGGAGACGUUUGGAAAUAGAUCUAAAGAAUGGAAAUAGAUCUAAAGAUAAUGUUCAGAGUCAGUGCAGAAAGUCAGUGCUGAAGCGUUUAGGAUGUCAGGCAGUCCCUGUGUUAUGUUUCAAGAAAAGAUGCAUUCAUCAACAGCACAGUACAGAAAUGUAAAGGCUAUAACAAAGCAGAUGACUUCUACCACAAUUAGAAACAUCAUUUAAUGAUGUGAUUAGUGCAUGAUAGAAAGGUAGGCGUAAAGUGAUGGGGGAGCUCUGUGGCUUCUCUGGGUAGCCUUGCCUCAAAAAGGAUUUGGCACUGAACAGGUAUUUGAUCGUGAAGCCAAAUAAGUUAAGAUCACAGUAUUUAACCUUGAACAGUGAUUACAAAUUCAAGCUAAAGGAGUGAUCUUGAACAGAAGUAUUUUUGAACCCUUUUAUGAUAAGUGAAGUUGAACUUUCAGCUGCUGCACCUUUUAGGCGUUAAUGCACAGUAUACUGUAUGUAGCACUUCUCUAAUUGUGGACAGUGUGAACAACCAUGUCACAGGCUGCUGGGUAAAGACCCGGUCACGCCAGCACUUGACAUGGCGAGAUUUCAUGGCAAAAAACAAAUUAUUACAAUGGAAUUGGGAAGAUAAGUGAUAAGUGAUGUGGUGAAAGUGAAACCGUGCAAAAUAUUAACGUUCAAGUUAGCUUUGACACGCUAAUUUGCUGGGUUGGAGUAAACGGUAGUGAUGUCCAAAUGAAGCUUCGUUAACCUGUAGUUGUAUUUGUUGACCCCACUAGAUGGCACUCUUGGUUUAAAGUAAAAGGCUCAAGGAAUGGCAAUUCCGUGCGCUUUUAACCCUUUGUUGAACAGAGACCGCCAUCUAGUGGGCUCAGAAAAUAAAGAAAGUGGUUCAUGAAGCUAGCCAUCACUAGUAAACGGCACAGUAAAGAGUAAAUGGGGGGGGGGGAAAUCUGUUGUGAGAGCUGUUGCGACUGACUAGGCUAGGAUGUUCUCUGCUCGCCAGAGUCUUACUGUUAGCUCGCCAGCUACAUUUGUUUAACAACUUACCCUGUUAUUAGUCCCUUACGUCACCAAGCUGCAAAGACCACAUAAUUCGGGAAGAUGAAUGAAUUUCACUAUGUCAUAUUCUGGUGUGAUCGGGCCUUAAUUCACUCACAAAAUGUUCUUUCAUUUGGAUUCACAUUAGCUUCCACAAAGUUGUCCCCCUUACUGUCUAAUCGCUUGAUCCUAAACCGUAUCGUUCAGUCCUGAGCUGUGUCUAGCAUUUACAGUUCACGUGUGGCUAUAAGAGACUUCUUUCUCUCGUGCAUGUGGUACGUCCUGGUCAUGUAACAGAGCCACACCCUCUUUUAAGUCCUCCCACUAGCCGGUGCGUCUUAGAAUCCUCUCUGUGAGACCUGCUAACUUUCUUCACACACAAACACACUUGCACAUAAGCACAUAUAUACACAGGAAAGCACACACAUGCUUGUUGGUUUGCAUGCAUGCACACAUACACACACUGGCACACACACACACACACACACACACACACACAGGAAUCAGCACAUAAACACGUACAAUAUAAUACACACAAAUACGCACCCUAAAAUAAAAACGGUAUGCUGUUCAUAGAAGCAUUUGUCUGUUAAUAAAACCAACUCUUUAUUGUAUUUUGGUGGUCUAUGCUGAUGCGCUGUGUCGGUGUGUUGUUCCUAUCAUAGUCAUUGUCUGGCUUUUUUUUUUUUUUUUUUAAUCAUAGGUUCACCUCAUCCUGCCUCCUUCUCGUCUAUUUCCUCGUCCUGUGUUUCACUCCGACUCUCUGACAGCAAUACAGUGAUCUUAGUUGAGAACGCAUCCUGUCACGUGCGCCUACACAUGACAGAGACAGAGAAUGACCACAGAAGUUGACAGGUAGUUAAGAGAGUUCACUUGUAGGAAGAAGUGUCAAUCAAAGGGAAUAAUGUUACAUUCAUGGCAAGUCUGAAGUUGGCAUUUUCUUUGCAACUUUUUUAGUUAAUUUACAAGAGACUGUUCUGUAGAUUGAACCUACUAAGAGCUACUACCAAGCCACUUUAGGUGACUACUGCACAGAAGCAGAUGAUCAAGAUGAACGUGUUUCUAAUUAUCUAGUGUCUCUAGCACAUAUUUUACUUCUAAAUAAAAACCUCUGUAGUGUAAAUAGAUGGAAGUAACUAGAUUUUAAAUGGGUAUUUUUUAGACUUUUGUUGAGCUUUCUCUUGUACAAAAAAAUAUUAAAAUUCUCAAAGGUAAAAAAAUUAUUAUUUUACUACACUGGACAGCAGGAACUGUCCGGCUCCAAAAUGUCAUGAAUGCAGCAGUAUUUCAGCAAGGAAGAAGCAAGAAAGGCCUGCAAAUACUGUCAUUGGGACCAUCCAGUGGUGUGAAGUUUUCUUUCUAGUGAACAAAUCUGUACUAAAAUAGAGAUCCACAGGUUAAGUUUUUUUUUUUUUUUCUUCAUUAAAAUGGCCGUAUUACAUUCAGACACAAAGAAAAUCUAAAUCAAUGGUUGAUGAGAAAAUUACCUAAAUUUAUAGGGAACAUUAGUUUUUGUCUUAUUGAUCUUGUGUGGAGAAGAGAUGCAACUCUCCAUCCUGUUUGCAUUAUUUUAGGAAAAGCAUUGUGUCUCAGCAGAAAAAUGAGCAUAGAAGCAUCUAUCUUAAUGGAGAAGUCCCCAUCUACUCCCUGUAAUUCUAUGCAUUAUGCAAUUAAGGCUGGGAUGGUCUCUGCUAAAACUAUGAAGGAUUAGUGACGUGUUUGUGGGGUGUUGCCGUAGUUGUCAGAUGUGUGAAGUGUUACUACUGCAUCCAUCCUGUAGAGAGCGCUGCUUAGCCUCUAGAACACUGAUAGUCUGGCUCUGAGACUUAACUAAGACUUAAGGCUGACUGAGAAACCUUACAUCGCCAUUAGAGAAGCUUUAGUCGAGUUACAUACUGUUCUCAUUUAAACUACAUUUGAUGGUUACACUAUAUUAUUGUAUCUGGAACACUAAAUACAAUCAAAAUCAUAUUAAUUAUGUACAGUUCCCCUUAAAACUUAAAAGUCUUGUGCACUUUGAACACAGUCUUGUUCAUUUAUUGAUGCAUUGAAGUGAUGUAUAAGUUGCUUCACUGUAAAUUGGUAAAACAUUGUCAGCUGUGUACUGUAAAUGUGUGCUUUUGGGAGCAAAACAGUCUUGGUAGUUAGAUAAAGUUAUGAUAAUCAAAGAAAAAAAUGAUCAAAUAGUCAACAAUAAAGACUAGGCAACUAAAAGCACUAUUUAAGCAUAUUUAAUAUUGUACUGUCCCUCCAAAUCAUUCCCAUGAGUUGCCCAUAAGUAAACAGAAGAUACAUGCAAUAUGUGUGGAUCAUAUGUGAAAGCGAAAAUGUGAAUUCUUCUUUGGGAAUAGAGGGACAUAGGGAUAAAAGCACUUUGAUAGGUGUAGACAGUGGUUUGUGCAUAUAACAGAGGAACAAGUUGUAGUCUUAAGCUUAGUGUAAGAGUAUGUUACCAUAUGACUGGGUGACCUGAUGUUGUGUAUCUUGAAUGGCACAUGGGUACCCCUUUGUCUUGGUCAGCUUAGUGGACUUUAGUGGAGCUUUGGUCAUCGGUGUUGUGCUAUUGUAAUGGCUAUGAUGGUUUAACACUCACCUCUCCAGUCUGCCCUCUUGUCGUUCCUGUCAACAGUCACUGCUUAUUACUUUCUGACCAAGCUACAAAGGCACAUUUCCCAAGUGGGCAGGUGUCAGUUUAUAGUCAGUUAAAGUAAAGGAUAAGUAAGGACAAAUAGUUGUACAUAAAUGACAAAGAUGCGUUUGAGGUCAUUUAGAAGCAGUGACAGCAUUAGAACGUCUACUUUUUAACAAAAAAAAUGGCUCAAUGCAAAUCUUGGCCACAACUCUUUUACAACCAAAUGUAAGGGAUCCUUAUGAAAAUCUUUUGUUUAUGUUAUGUGUUUAUGUACAAAAUCAGCCAAAUUGAUAUAUAAUUACCAAAUAUUAAAAAAUCGAUAUUGGUAUCUGCCUCAAAAUUCUAGUAAUGGGUCAGUUCAUACUUUACAUUCUAUAUGCUAUAGCAACAGCGCACAAGCUGUCAAAUAGAGGUAAUUGUGGUUCCAGUCUACCCUUCCUGACCAUUCAUAUAUUCAGUAAGAAGAACAGUGGGCCACCUUAUCCCUUAAAGUUCAGGUUUACAUUAUCAUUGAGGAUAUGAUUAGGUUUAAGACUAGAUUCAAGCUUUUAGUACUCAGUAGUAACCAGUAUGGUUAUUUGUGGAAUAAAGUUAACAUUGCAACUUUGCAGCUUGGGCAGAAGGUAAUAACCAGAGUGACUCUGAUGUCUGUUCACAACUGUUUGAAUCCCCAGUUAUAGCGCUUGAACACCACCCUUCCACUAGUAUCUCACGCUGUCCCUUGUAUAUAGUUUCCACCAUGUUUUUAUCACUCCAGAAGUAACUCUAAUUAAUUAAAAUUAAACAAAAAAAGAAAGAAAAAAAAAUCGUACUUCUUAACAGGAUGUUGUGGAUGUUGACAGAUGAGCUUUCACGUUCAUAAACCUGUUACCAUUGAGGGUAAUAAUGGUAUUAUUAUAAGAUUGAAAGCAUAAGUAAGGGAAAGUGUACUUCUUUUGUUUUUCAGAGUCUGCCUUUUUUCCGCCUAGAAAAGGGCUGCUGAAGUUUCAAGAAUGUUUUUAAAAUGUAUUAAAGAUGCAAGAUUAUGAAUACAUGUAUGAGGUUUGUCUCUGUUCUGUUCUGGAAGAUAGAUCACAUAUGGAAACACUAUUUACCAGAUUCAAAUUGAUGAGGAGGAAGGGAGGCAGUGUGUGUCGUGUUUUGGUAUGGUCUGAUGGAUGACUGAACACGCAUUACAGACAGGAAAAUAAAAUCACACACUUUGGAAUCGGUCGGCAAACUUUAGUUCAUUAAAACAGAAAGAAACAAUGUGAUUGGUUUCCACUUUGAUUUAAAAUGCACUACUGUACACGUAACACCUGACACACGCUGGUCAGCCUUUCCUCUCGCCGACCGCCACCCCCCUCCGGUUAGACUAGCCAGACUUUUGGAAUGUGGUAGGAUGUAAUGUUCUUUAUUAGACAGCUCCUAUAUAGACACCUUGACAUACCUACCAACACGGGAGUGAAUUAAGGGAUGUCUUGUACCAAAUUAUCUUCUCAGUGUCAAUAACAAAGGCAAAACAAUUACAGAACAUUUUGGGCAAAUUUGCACAAUUAAAAACAUAGGGUAAAGCAAUGAUUGCUGAGCUCAAACAUUUAGGUUGAACUUGAGCUGUCUUUCGAAGACAGUCUGCUAAUUGCCUGAAAUAUAACUGGGAAAAGGUUAUCAAAAAUAAAAGAGAGUGUUGGUAGAUAUGCACCCGGAGCCCAUAGCUGUGUCUUUCACCUACAGAGACUUUUCAACAUCACAGUACUGAAAAGUAGCUUUCUCUACAUUACCACAUACAGUAUGCAGCCACUACCAGAUGGUAGGGCAGUAAAAACCAUAUUCCUAUAGUUUUGUUUUUGUUUUUUAGCAAGAGAGCACAAACUAGAACUGCACCGCUUCAUAAACAAUAAAUAUUGUUUUUGUUAUAUAAUAUUGCUUUGUUGAUAGGAUGUUCAUACGGUACUACCUACUGUACUUUUCGACAGGGGUAAUAGCUAUAUGUUCAAAUUGGUCAUUACAAAUUGAGAGGAAACGGGCAAAAAUAAUGCACUUUUCAGUACCGUGAAGUGGAUCCACUGCAGUGUGUGCUGUAUCAUUCUGUAGGGCACAACACCAUAGCAAGAGCAUGCAGAAGACAACAAACAAACUGCUGGUUGUUAGAGGCAUCUGUCCUGUUAGAUAGAGCUCAUCUCCCCCCUUCAAUUCUGAAUAUUUGGUAUGAAAGAGAUGUUCAUUGUGAUUCAUUGUUAACCAGUGAUGUGAAUAUUAUAAUCAUGAAAUAAAAAGAUGAGCAAAAGAUCA